UUUGGAGGAUAAAAUAUUUAAAAAGCUCAAAUUAAAAAAUAUUUCAACCAUUCGUGGUCCAAUAAUUGUCGUAAGGAUCUUGUGAACGAAAGCUGUUGUCCUCUUAUCAAAACUCUUGUUGAAGUGACAGACGGCUGUGUGUUAUGAAAGCUAACACGCCAUUGGCUAAAAAUUAAAAUAUCUUCUCUUGACAUGCGGUUAUUGGGUAAACAAAGGUUAAAAAACUGACUUAGUAGUCAGGGGAAUAUAUUAUAUAUAAGUAUACAUAUACAUAUGUAUAUGUAACAUAAACACGCUUUUGAAUGAGACGCGAGAGCUGUGAGCAAUAAUGGAUGAAAAUGAAAAGGCAGUUGAUGGCACGAAGAAAAAAGAGAAAGACGAAACGACAAAGCCAGAAAGCGUAGAAGCAUUUCUGCAAGACAUGCAUUUCCUGCAGAGGAUUGUCACAUUUCUAAAAUACUUUGGAUUAUUUCUUUUUGUGUGGCUCCUUGGUUGGCUUGGGUUUAGCUGUCAGUGGGUUCUGUUUGCGGCAAUUGGUUAUUAUGUAUUAAAAACCAAACAGGAGAAGCGCGAAUGGAAGCAAAAAGUCGGACAAGCUUUGGCAAAAGACGAAGAAGAGGUUAUUCGAGCUCGGUUGGGAGAUUUACCAUCGUGGGUGUUUUUCCCAGAUGUAGAGAGGGCAGAAUGGUUAAACAAGUUUGUUGCACAACUCUGGCCUUACGUGAAUGAAAUGGUGAUUAAAAUUCUCAAGGAAACAGUUGAACCCAAAAUUCAGGAAUCUGUGCCCGGAAUGUUAAAGUCGAUUUAUUUCACAGAAAUAUCUCUUGGAAAUCGGGCUCCUCGUAUUGGGGGAAUCAAAGUUUACACUGAAAAUGUAAAGCGAUCAGAAGUGAUAAUGGACGUUGAUGUCAUAUAUUCUGGUGACGCAGAUUUUGAAUUAUCUGUCAAGUGCGUAACUGUAGGCAUUGAAGAUGUUCAGCUUCGAGGUACUCUACGUGUCAUCAUGUCUCCACUUGUUCCUGCCUCUCCACUGAUUGCUGGUAUCUCUGUGUUUUUCUUAGAUCAACCGGAAUUGGAUUUCAACCUUACAAAUCUUCUUAAUAUACUUGAUGUACCAGGUCUCAGUAACAUCCUGCGUGGGGCUAUUGGCGAUGUCAUUGCAUCAUUCUGUGUCCUUCCAAAUCGAAUUACAAUACCAUUAUUAAAUGACAGCAGCAUAUUUGAUUUGAAAUAUCCUAUGCCAAAGGGCGUGAUCAGACUUGAAGUAAUUGAAGCACGUGAUUUGGAGAAAAAAGAUAUUGGGUUCCUAAAGAAAGGGUCAGCGGAUCCAUUUGUUGUUGUUAAAAUUGGAUCCGAAUCAUUUCAAACUGAAGUGAAGAAAAACACGCUUUCUCCGAACUGGAGUGAAACAUUUGAGUUUUUUGUUGAUUUCCCAAACGGACAGAAGAUUCGGUUACACCUUUUUGAUUACGACAAGGCCUCCGAUAACGAAUCAAUGGGAUAUAUCGAGUUGGACAUAUCCGCUGUUGCUGCGCAAGGAAUUGUGGAUUUGUGGAUGCCACUGGAAGAGACGAAGUCGGGAGAAUUGCACGUGAAAUGUACAUGGUUUACCUUAUCAAGUGAUCCUAAAGAUUUAGUCGUUGCAAAACACGAUGAGAAAAGUGAUGAUCUACUAGCUAAUGCAGCAUUGUUUGUAAAAUUGGACUGCGCAAAGAAAUUACCGGUUGCAAACAAAGUGAAACGAUCAACAAGUGCAAUGUGUAAACUAACGUUAGGGAAUAAGACUGUUCAAAGCCAGGUUGUUGAAGAUACUUUGAAUCCUGUGUGGGAUGAAUUUUAUCGUUUCUUGGUUUUUAAUGCAAAAUAUCAAGAACUGAACAUUGAGGUGAUUGACAGUAACAAAGAGAAGAACAUCGGCGUGUCGGAGAUUCAGUUGAACAGUUUGAUCGAUGCUGAAGAUAUGUCGGUUGAACAGCCUUUUCUACUUCGUGAUUCCGGUUAUGAAAGUUCUGUUGUGUGUGAACUAAAACUAAGGGCUCUUGUAAACAGAAAAGUUAAUUAUGAUGCGUGCGAGAUUUCAGAACAAAGUGAUGCUAAAUCGGAAGCAAAACAAGCUCAAACUUCUCAAGAGGAAGGGAAACCUGUUCCCAUUGCAGAGAAAGUAGGAAGUGAAGAAACCGCUAAUGUCCGUCAAAGAAAGCCUGCUUCUGCCCCGACGGAACCUGAUUCCAAACCGACAAUAGAGUCCAAACCAUCUCCCGGGGAACAAACUGGUGAAAUUGAACUAUCUAUUACACAUAAAGACAAGAUACUUACUGUCGUUGUCCAUUCAGCAAGGGGUUUACAACCUUGUGAUUCGGAUGGUCUUGCUGAUCCGUAUGUGCGGAUGUAUCUUCUUCCCGAAAAAUCAAAAUCUUCUCGUCGCAAGACAGAGGUAGUCAAAAAUUCAUUGGAACCUAAGUUUAAUGAAAGUUUUGAAUGGACUCUGGAUAGAAACGAAGUUCCUAAGAAAAGUUUAGAAGUAAUUGUGAAAAAUGAUGUCUCAUUUUUCUCAAGAGCCAAGACAACGAUGGGAAGAAUUGUUUUGGAAUUGUCAUCUUUGAAUAUGGAGAAAUCUGAUGCCACAUGGUAUCAGAUUUAUGAUGACCCUGAUGACAGUGAUUAAACGCAGGGAUACGCAGCAGUAUAUUUACAUGUUUCCAUCUGCACCACUGUUUUUGUUGAAUAGCGAUAUAGUUUUGUAAAAUUUAGCGGCAAUUACAUGACCAAUAGUUGGAAUUUAUGUUUCAUCUAUAUAUCAGUUUAUUUCAUUCGUUUCUAGAUUGUUAGUAUAUUGUAUCAGAAAUAAAAAAAUGCACUAAAUAUGCUGCCAUGUGUAGACUAUUUUGACUUAAUUUAAAACGAAUAUCAAACGAAAAAUUUCGUUCGACCGAAAAGCUCAUCCUAGUGGAAUUGAGAACAGUCAAGUUUGAUUAAUACAUUUAU
Molecule: messenger RNA, 2985 nt
Organism: Dendronephthya gigantea
Lineage: Eukaryota; Metazoa; Cnidaria; Anthozoa; Malacalcyonacea; Nephtheidae
Product: extended synaptotagmin-3-like
Exons: 24
Coding region: 329-2665 (778 amino acids)
Molecular function (GO): lipid binding
Source: RefSeq, a predicted model, not a curated record